AUGUACAUCAACAGCCCCGGCGGGGAGGUGUCCUCGGGGCUCGCCAUCUACGACACGAUGACCUACAUCCGCUCGCCCGUCUCGACCGUCUGCGUCGGCGCCGCCGCCUCCAUGGCCGCCAUCCUGCUCCUCGGCGGCGAGGCCGGCAAGCGCUACGCCCUGCCCCACAGCUCCAUCAUGCUGCACCAGCCGCUCGGCGGCACCAAGGGCCCCGCGGCCGACAUCCUCAUCUACGCCAACCAGAUCCAGCGCGUGCGCGAGCAGGUCAACGAGAUCGUGCGGCGGCACCUCAACAACGCCAGCCUCCUCGGGGCCAGAGGGCAGCAGGAGGCGGGGGAGAGGUACGACGCCCGCGCCGUCAACGACAUGAUGGAGAGGGACAAGUACGUCACGGCCGAGGAGGCCAAGGAGCACGGCAUCGUCGACGAGAUCCUGUACAGGAGGGCGAGCGGGAAGGGCGGCGAUCAGGGCAAGGGGAGUGGCGGUGGUGGCGGCGGUGGGAAGAAGAGCCCCUGA
Messenger RNA from Thyridium curvatum, 516 nucleotides. RefSeq lists its product as uncharacterized. The coding region runs from base 1 to 516 and encodes 171 amino acids. Gene Ontology annotation, cellular component: endopeptidase Clp complex. The transcript has a single exon. Gene Ontology annotation, biological process: protein quality control for misfolded or incompletely synthesized proteins. Gene Ontology annotation, molecular function: ATP-dependent peptidase activity; ATPase binding; serine-type endopeptidase activity. The record is from RefSeq and is a predicted model, not a curated record. Lineage: Eukaryota; Fungi; Ascomycota; Sordariomycetes; Thyridiales; Thyridiaceae.